GGAAGUCUAAGGGAACGCGGCAGAGGCCGGGAGAGGAGGCACGGCGCACGGCGGGGAAGGCAGAGGUGUCAGGGGAAGGACAGGGCGGAUUCGGCACCCACUGCCGUACCGCGGGGCAGCCGACCCGGCCCGCCCGCCGCGCUCCGCCCGCCCUCUUUCUCUCCCGCCGGCACCAUGGUGGACAGGGGCCCCUUGCUGACCUCGGCCAUCAUCUUCUACCUGUCCAUUGGGGCGGCGAUCUUCGAGGUGCUGGAGGAGCCGCACUGGCGCUCGGCUACCGACGACUACAAGCGGCAGAAGACGGAGCUGCUGAAGCAGUUCCCUUGCCUGGGCCAAGAGGGGCUGGACAAGAUCCUGCAGGUUGUGUCAAAUGCUGCUGGACAGGGCGUUGCCAUCACUGGGAACAAUACUUUCAACAACUGGAAUUGGCCUAACGCUGUGAUCUUUGCUGCUACUGUCAUCACUACAAUCGGUUACGGAAAUGUUUCUCCAAAGACACCCUCUGGGCGUCUCUUCUGCAUAUUUUAUGGGCUCUUUGGAGUUCCUCUCUGCUUGACAUGGAUCAGUGCUCUGGGGAAGUUCUUUGGAGGACGUGCCAAGAGGCUGGGCCAGUUUCUGACAAAAAGAGGAGUAAGCCUGAGGAAAGCACAAAUUACGUGCACAGCUAUUUUCAUUGUUUGGGGUGUCCUGGUCCAUCUGGUUAUUCCUCCCUUUGUCUUUAUGGUGACUGAAGGAUGGGAUUACAUUGAAGGCCUCUAUUUCUCAUUCAUCACUAUCACCACCAUAGGAUUUGGAGAUUUUGUUGCUGGUGUAAAUCCAGAUGCAAACUAUCAUGCUCUUUACAGAUAUUUUGUUGAGUUAUGGAUCUACCUGGGGCUAGCUUGGCUUUCACUCUUUGUUAAUUGGAAAGUCAGUAUGUUUGUGGAAGUCCACAAAGCAAUCAAGAAACGGAGGAAAAAAAGAAAAGAGUCAUUUGACAAUCAUCCUCGGUCUAAAAAACCCCUUCAAAUGGGUACAUCAAAGGAUGUCAACAUCUUCAGCUUUCUUUCAAAGAAAGAAGAGACCUACAAUGAUCUUAUUAAGCAAAUUGGGAAGAAGGCCUUGAAGACAAACAAUGACAUAAUCAUUAAAGUAGAAAAUGCCAAACAAAAUAUACAGAAUGCCAGUAUAGACGCCCAGGUGACUUACACAAAGACUGAGUCAUUUGAAUACAAUGAGGUUUCUCUGGACAUUCAAAAUGGUCAUGUACUGAGACCCCUGCACGACAAGCAUCUUGGAGACAGCCCUCUGGAAGGAACCAUGUUUGUAAACCAGCUAGACAGGAUUAGUGAAGAAGAAGGUGAAGUGUGGGACUCCAGAGACUAUCGGCCCUUAAUAUUUGAGAAUGCCAAUAUAACAUUUGUAAAUGAAGAUGAUGAGGAAGAGGAAGAUAUCUCGGAUGAUGAGGAAACAUCAAAAUCCUCCAUGGAUGAUAAUCUCGCAGAGGAAUCUGAAACUGCGAAAAAACUGGUAAAAUUCCCAUCUUCAGAUGAAUCUACAUUUACCAAUAAUGAGCUAGAACUUUCUGUGCCUUAUGAACAACUGAUGAAUGAAUAUAAUACAGUAAGCAACGUGAAGGCUGCAACGUGACGCAUUUCUGACAAUGGUUUCCUGAAAGUGGUCAGUGCAUAUUGAACAAAGUAACAGAGCAAGGAGAAAAGCAGAUUUUUGCAGCUUCUCCUGUCUCUUUGAAAACAAAAGCAAGUCCCAAACUAAUGAGUGCCAGUGUUCUUUUCCCAUCCUAACUUGGUUUCUAAGCCCAUCAGCUUUGCUUACCUGAAAAACUUGUAAAAUAACAGUUGAAUUUGGAGUCCUGCUUCUUGGGAUUUUAUGGUUCUUGAACAAAGUAGAAAAGACUGGUUAAUACACUGGACCUGCUCUGGUUUUAUGCAUUUCAUUGAGGAAUAAGUUUGGGAGUAUAACUCUACUGUUGGCAAAGAGACUGUUUUGGGCAUCAAAUGUGUUCGGUUACUUCUUUAGCCUUUCACCUCUGAAACCUGGAUUUGAAUCCUGCUUUUUAUCACAAAUGACAGCAAGGCAUUUGCUUGCUCUUUUUUUUUUUUUUUUUUUUUUUUUUCCCCCAAAGUUGCCCAUUUUUAGAUUGUUACAAAAAAAUGGUGCAACCACUAGUUAUUCUUAAUGGGAAGCUUUAGAAGGAAUACUGGGACACACAAAUCUGAGCUGUGCUGACAGACUGAGGAAUAAGCAUCUGUCUAGACUAUGUCAGUGCUUGUCAAAUGAUAGUGAAUUGUAAUUUUAUGUAUUAAAUAUUAAAAUUAAAUUUCAAAGGAACAGCUUGAGAAGGAGCCCUCUACCAAGGAAGAAUCAUCUGAGAUGAAGCUCACCAGUUGCACUGCUAAACUGCACAUCAGCCCCAGAACUGUUAUAAAGUGACUGGAAGACCUAUGUGUGAGCACAAGCAGGAUACAAUGAAUUUUUUUUCAUGUUGAAAGUGUCCUUCCGCUGUCCGUUUCCUAGAGGAAAUACUUGAAUGAACCAUAUGUUAUGUACAGGUGAAGUUUUAUUGACACUGUUCUUCUGAGGAAAAAACCUCCUUGGGACACACAGAUAUUCUCCAGAUGCCCUGAUGUGUGUCAGAAGGGACCUGUAGCACUGCUGCUGAUCUGUGCAGUGUGUCAGUCAGUAUUGUUAUUUGAUGUUCCUCCCUGCCUUGGUACUUCAGACUAGACUUGAAUGAGAGAUGAUUUUUCAAACAGUUGAUUACACUUUUCUUAUUUGUUUUAAAGUAUGACCUAUGUGCAUGUACAAUGGUUAUUUUAUCCCACUUUGAAGAAGGCUGGGCAUUGUCAAAUCUUGGGCAAACUGAGAUGUGAUCAAGUGACUUAAGGCCAUAAGGCACUUUUAAAAAGGAACUUUGGCUCUAAGCUCCUGAAAGUAUUAUCCUUUGGCUUGGAUACUGGAUUCUCAUUGAGAAGGAAGUAUGUCUCUUCAUAGCAUUUAUGUCCAAAUUGUUUUGGCUGCAAGGAAAAUUAUACCAUGUUUUUCUUUUUCUUUCUUUUUCUAUAUCUAUGUGUUAACCGUGACAACUCUUUCAAAUGAGGCUCUUGAUUACAUGUUGGCAAAAGGUACUGACUUCAGCUGUAUCCAAUAUACUUGGAACAGAAAACAGCCAAGACCUUUGAACCUUAACGUAUCAAGUUCUGUUUAGUUUUACAGUAUUUAAGUAAUUCCAGUAUGUCUGAAAGUUUCCAAAGUUGAGUGAACAGUUAAAAGUUGUCUCAUACUGAUUUUCAGUGUAGUGCUGGCAGACUCACUAGCUCUGUUAAGAAGAGUUUAUGGAAUCUUGCAGUACUAAUCUUGAAUUACUAGAUAUUUCUAAUAACUGAAAAUUGCCUGCAGCUCCAGUUGCUGGCCUACUCCACAGAAGGAGGAGGACAUAUGGGAAAUUGGCUCUCUGAAUGGAUAGCCUGUUGAGAGGAAGUUUUGAAGUCCUCCACUGUGAUACAAGGGAGGAAUGUCUACUCAUUUCUCUUCAGAGUUUUCCAUGUGUGAUUUUUUUUUUUUUCAAAUAGAAAGUGAACACAAGGCUAGGAUCAACUCUGUACUGGCAAUAAUGUGGAAUCAACAUAAUUGGAUUUGGUAGUAAUCUCUAUUUUAUAUCUCUGAAGAGAUUUUAGUUAGAAAUAAAAUUUUAUUAUGUUACAGCUAUUUGGAGCAGGGGUAGGUUGAUGACACUGACAUGUAUCUGAUAGGAAAGGGGGAGAGGCCCUAUAGAGAAGAUUUUGAUUUACUUCUAAUUGACACCCCCAUCCCCGUAAUUUUAAAAUUCAAAUCCUUCAGGUGUCUACGUAUCUGAAGGGCUGUGGUUGACACAUACCUUGUAACUGUAAGAAAUGGUAGGCUAGACGACAUGCAUGAUACACUGGAUGCUUGUGUAGCAAGCCUAACUUUUUUUUGGUUUUGUUUUUGUUUGUUUUGUUAACUUAAAAGAAAAUAAGAAAGCCCUCCACAUAGCUUUUGUUGUCCUCCAACUUGUCUUCCAGUAUUGAUACAAAGAUCAGAGUUCUAGUGACAAUUAGAAAGCUACGGGACAAUAAGGAGAGAAAGGUUUGCUGAAAGUGCCUGAAAUGGAAAAGCAUGGAUCAAUAUUCAUUUAAAAAAAAACCAAAACCAACAGAAAUUUCUCUUUAAUACAGAAAUAAUACAACCCAGACACUUGGCUUGGAUGCUUUGAUUGGGAGGGGAUGUUGCACACUGGAACCCAGACUCUCCACUCUGUAGUGAAGUGCACUUACACACCAGCGCUGAGAAUGUUUGGGAUCUGUUUCAUAUUAUCAAGUUAGAUAUGGCUCUCUGGCCUUUCCCAGUGUAGUCAGCAUAGAUUAUAAGUCUGCAUAAUAAGUAUCAUGGGAUUUAAAAUAAUAGUUUAAAUUUAUUAAAACAAAGUACAAUAUUCCUGCUUUUUUGGGAAACAUGAUCACACCUCACAAAACUGUCCUCAAGACAUCCCACAGUGUGCCUUAAUGUAAUCCUAAGACUGGGAAAAAAUUCCUCUUUACACAGGGGCCAACACAAUUGGACUUGUUAAGCCCUACUUGUUUUUUUGUGUUCUGGAGGGGUUUAGCUGGUGCAUAGCUUUCAUACUGGCGCUCUCCAAAAAGUUGGACCAUUUCCCAGGGUUUUUGAAAUUAUGGUGCCAUCUCAGAAGCGCUGAAGUGCUAAACAAGACAGCUUUUGCCUGCCUGUCUUCCAUGUCUUGAGAAAAAUAGCUGCCUGGGGGAUUAAAUUAAUGUCUUUCUGCACUCAGAUUUACACAUAGGGAGUUAGAGGAGUGUCCAGUCUGAAUUUUCAACUAUUCAGCCUCAAAAGUGCCUGAGUGAAUUUCCCAGUGCUACCUAGUGAGGUCUUGUAGUUAUUUCAGUUAUCUGGUAGAUCUGGAAACACUUUAUUUGGAUGCCAUGUAAAAUUUCAUUUGGCUAACCAAUAAUGUUAACAGCUUUUUUAAUGCUGUGGGGAGUUAGUUUUGUAGGUGAGACAGGUCUCAUCUUGCACAGAAAGGAAAGGGGAUUAAAAAAAAACACAAAGAAAGCUUAAAAGCACAUACAGGAAAGGCUUAUGAAAUAGAAGUGAAAACUCUUCUUUCUAGCUGUUGCCUAUAACUAGGUUGUGUUUCCAGACACACUGUGUGAAGCAUGGGCCCACUUCCACAAAAAAACCUUUUAAAUUUUGCUAAGAUGAGACAUCACUUUAAGAAUUGAAAAAAACCCAGCAAGCUUCUGAAAUGUGGCAAGAGAAGUCUAUUCCUAUGAGAGCCCUUUUUAGUGCUAUAGACUAUGUGAUCCUAUCCUUCAUGAUGACAUUGUGACACCUCUUGGUUUUGUCUUGUGCUAUUAAAGUCAAUUUUUACCUGAAGGGCAUAAUUUUCAGAUCCAGAUCUCACAGCAGACAGUCUAACACAUCUGAUAACACUGGUAUGAAAUUGCUGAAGAAAUACAAAAAAUGUGUUGUUUCUGGACUAAAGAAUGGAGUUGUUUCUGAGCUAAUUAUUUUGAAUCUGUUGCUGGCAAUGGAUUUCACAAAAUGUGCAGAAUUAAAACCAUAGAUUGAUUAACAGAUUGAUGGUGACACAGUUGUAUAUGUUGAGAUUGAUUUCUUUUUCUCCGGUUGAUCUGGGAGAGUAUGUGUCGAAAUAGACAAGCGUCACUGAUGAGGACAGCAAAAAGCAAUAUACAAGUCUGUUGACCUAAACAAAACAAAAACAAAGACUCUGUUGUAGACUUGUAAUUUUUGUGCCUCGUGGGUUUCAUUCCAUUUACGAUGGAUUUACCUUAUAAAAAAUUAGCUUGUCUUUCAUACGGCUUUUGAAGUUUGUACAGUUCCAAGUCUUAUCACUCCAUAAUAUGCCUGUCUGUCUGUUCUUUGUUGCUGAUUGUCACUGAAAUCACACUGUAUGUAAAUAUUUGCUAAGUCUUUGUAAAAUGUAAUUUAUUUUAAUAUUUUGCAAUAAAAAUUUUACAGUUUAUCUUCUCUGUCAUGAGGAGAAU
Messenger RNA from Calypte anna (Anna's hummingbird), 6044 nucleotides. It is a transcript of the gene KCNK5, whose product is annotated as potassium two pore domain channel subfamily K member 5. Gene Ontology annotation, cellular component: membrane. Lineage: Eukaryota; Metazoa; Chordata; Aves; Apodiformes; Trochilidae. The coding region runs from base 175 to 1629 and encodes 484 amino acids. Gene Ontology annotation, biological process: potassium ion transmembrane transport; stabilization of membrane potential. Gene Ontology annotation, molecular function: potassium ion leak channel activity. The transcript is spliced from 5 exons. The record is from RefSeq and is a predicted model, not a curated record.